Notolabrus celidotus (New Zealand spotty) is the source of this 3308-nucleotide messenger RNA. It is a transcript of the gene cog4, whose product is annotated as component of oligomeric golgi complex 4. The record is from RefSeq and is a predicted model, not a curated record. The coding region runs from base 296 to 2617 and encodes 773 amino acids. NCBI's taxonomy places the organism in Eukaryota, Metazoa, Chordata, Actinopteri, Labriformes, Labridae. The transcript is spliced from 19 exons.
UAGGAGAUGAAACAGUUGAAACCCGGAGUCAGACCUCUCAGGUAGUGCAUUUGCACCUUUUUAUUUACAGUCUAUGAUUUGCACCCGGAAAACGAGUCCAUUAUGUUUACUGGCCGGUGUUGAAUCAAAUCAUGGAAAAUGUUAAGAAGUUCAACUAAUUUAAAGACAAGGAAACAGUCUGUAUUCUUUGUACGCCAACGUAACCUAUUAGUAGGCGCUGCCUGACAGUCUGAACUCAGGGAGUUUUCUUGCCGUGGUUACGUUGCCUUCCUGAGUCCGACGUCGGGGGCGGAAGAUGGCUGACAGCGGAGCCUUAGCUGCGAAAAGAUGCGACUCCGGCUCAGUAUCUUCAGUGAGCAUGGACACCAUCUCGGGCCUGACGGAACUGGAGGACCUGGAGAAGGUUUACCAGCAGCUCUGCGCGGAGGAGACAGAGGUGGAAGCUGAGCUGGACAGACUGGUUGGGAAGGAAGGAGCUAUUCACACAAAGAUGCUGGCUCUACAGAGGAUGGGGCCCAGCCUACAGUUGAUUGGAGGAGAUGCCAGCCAGCUGUCAGGCAUGAUCACAUUUACCUGCAGCCUGGCUGAAAACGUCAGCCGCAAAGUCAGACAGCUAGACCUGGCAAAGACGCGCCUGUAUAACGUCAUCCGGCGUGCUGAUGACAUCCUCGACCUGAAGUUCUGCACAGACGGUGUGCAGACAGCUUUACGUAACGAAGAUUAUGAAAAGGCUGCUGCUCACAUCCAUCGAUACCUCUCUCUGGAUCAGUCGGUUAUUGAGCUGAGCAGGCAGGGGGAAGAAAGUAGUGCAGUGGAUGCCAGUCUGGUGAUGCUGCAGGAGGCAGAGGAGAAGCUGAAGGUUAUCGUGGCUGAGAAGCUGGAUGAAGCUGUAGCAGCAGUGGACCUUGCACAAGUGGAAAGAUUUUUCAAGAUCUUUCCUCUGUUGGGACUCCACCAGCAGGGCCUGGCUCGCUUUGGACAGUAUCUCUGCACUCAGCUUGCAUCAAAGGCAGAGGAGAACCUGCACUUGGCUACAGGAGGAGAUCUUGGCGAGAAGAGAGCACUGCUGGUAUUUGCAGACACUCUCACUUUGCUGCUGGAAGGCAUUGCUCGUGUCGUUGAGGCUCAUCAGGUUAUCGUAGAGACUUAUUAUGGGCCAGGCCAUCUGUACAUACUCAUCACUCACCUGCAGCAGGAAUGUGACCGACAGGCCCAGAAAAUAGUUGACAAGUUCAUCCAGCAGAGGGGAUACCACAACAAGUUUCAGGUUGUCCAGAGCAGCAUGAUGAAGAGCGUCCCUGGUGAAAGGAUCGAACCAAGGGAGCUGGACCCUGUCCUGACAGAAGUGACCUUGAUGAACGCACGGGCAGAGCUCUACCUGCGCUUUUUAAGGCGUCGCAUGCUGGGCGACUUUGAAGUUGGGGAUGCUCAGAAUGUCACACAAGAACAUCUGCAAAAUGUAGAGAAGCUGCUGAAACACUGUUUGCUGAGCAGGACGAUGCAAGAGCUGAUCGGCUACUACGUCCCAAUGGAGGAGUACUACAUGAGAGAAUCUGUCAACAAGGCUGUUACUAUGGACACAUAUGAAAAGGGUCAGCUGACCUCCAGCAUGGUGGACGACUGUUUCUACAUUGUGAAGAAGUGCAUCAGUCGAGCGUUAUCCAGCUCCAGCAUCGACUGCCUCUGUGCCAUGAUCAAUCAUGCUAACUCUGUGCUGGAGUCUGACUUCAGGGAGGUGUUGUAUAACAAGCUGCGGCAGGGCUUCCCAGCGACAACGCUUCAGGACAUCCAGCGCGGUGUGAGCAGUGCAGUCAGUCUGAUGCAGAGCAGCUUGCAGCAGGGCAAGUUCAACACACUGGGCAUCGAGAGCACUGAAAACGCCAAGGCUGCAUUUCUGGUUACGCUGAAUAACGUAGAGGUGUGCAGUGAGAAUAUCACAACCUUAAAGAGGAACCUUGAGAACGACUGCUCCAAGUUGUUCAGUCAGGGCGCCGGCUCUGGUGAUCAAGCCAAGAUCGAAAGCUGUUUGUCUGACCUCGUCAACACAUCCGCCAAGUUCAAGGAUCUCUUACAGGAGGGCUUGACUGAGUUAAACACAACAGCCAUAAAGCCUCAAGUGAAGCCCUGGAUUAGCAGCUUCCUGUCUAUAUCACACAACAUAGAGGAGGAGGAGUUUAACGAUUAUGAAGCUAAUGAUCCCUGGGUGCAGCAGCUCAUCGUCAACCUGGAGCAGCUCAUGGCAGAGUUCAAGACGGCUCUCUCUCCUGUUAUCUACGACACUCUGACCAGCCUGAUGACGAGCCUGAUAUCUAUUGAAAUGGAGAAGACUGUCCUGAAGUGCUCAUUCAGCAGGCUCGGAGGGCUGCAGUUUGAUAAAGAGCUUCGGUCCCUGGUGGCUUACCUCACCACUGUGACCACCUGGACCAUCAGGGACAAGUUUGCACGUCUCACACAAAUGGCCACCAUCCUAAACCUGGAGCGGGUAACUGAGAUCUUGGAUUAUUGGGGUCCAAACUCAGGCCCGCUGACUUGGCGGCUGACCCCGGCAGAGGUUCGUCAGGUUCUCGCUCUGCGCAUUGACUUCAGAAGUGAAGAUAUCAAGAGACUGAGACUGUAACUCAUGAAGUAGUGCGCUGGUAUGUCACGGCAGUACCCACCUUCUGAUGCUUCUGAUACCUCCAGGCUUGAUCCACAGAUGUUCUGGUCUGAAUCAAAGAUGCUCAUCGCUCACUGUGGAGAUUUCUGCUUGGUUUUCUGAUCGUCUUCUGCUCCUCGCCUGAUACUGAUGUUAGAGCUUGCUCAGUUUUUCAAGGCACAGUUUGUUGUUACGAUGUACAGAUGGUACAAGGUUGAUUUGGAUGAUGUGUAAAAAUAUGAAUAUUGAUAUUCCCUUUGUAAUAUGUAAUUAAAAGAGUGUCACACGGGGAGUUCCAACCUUUUAACCUGUGGCUGGCUGUGGGAAACGAGGACACACUGGGACUGAGCGUUGGAGCUCUGGGGCUGUCAGUGAAACAAAGCAGUAAUGAACAUCAUACCCAUUAAAGUGACAGAAGCAGGUCAGACAGCUGAUCCAGCCUAGUCAUUCAAUAUAUGAAUAGCUCCUCGUCUGUGCUGAUAGAACACUUUUAACCUAAUAAAUUGGGAGCCGCCGUGCAACGCCUCUGAUCCCCGCCAUCCGCCACAUUUCACGAAGUGCUGCUCUACUGCCAUGCAAGACCUGCUCUUAAUCUUUUUUACAUACUCCUGACACUAAACACUAAGCUGUGCUCACCUGGCAAUAAAGCAUUAAAAGUGUUCCAUUCUCAUCA